Cajanus cajan (pigeon pea) is the source of this 662-nucleotide messenger RNA. NCBI's taxonomy places the organism in Eukaryota, Viridiplantae, Streptophyta, Magnoliopsida, Fabales, Fabaceae. The record is from RefSeq and is a predicted model, not a curated record.
AAACAAAAAAAAAAAGAGAAUUGAGUGGGUAAUUUGACGAAUAAUGGAAAAACUACGUCCUGAAGGAGUAGGCGUGGUUUAUAUGAAGAGGAGUGGAUAAGAAAAGUGGCUGUGGAAACUGAGGAAGAAAGGAAGCAGGGAAUAGGGAUAGGAAUGGAGAAGUAUUUCGGAAACGCUUAUCGCGGUGACCCGGGCGUGCCUCAUUCGGACCCGGAUCGAUUCGUCAACAUUUGGGUCGGAUCCGCUACCUUCGCUGUUCUCACUUAUUUCAAUCCCUAUAUGUGGCAGCUCUACCACUCUCUCUCUUUCCAUGAUAAAGCAAUGUUAUUUGAGCAAUAUCACUGGAAACAGGCAAAGAAGAAGAAUCAGCCAUAUGAGUUCAUGUGGAACAAGACCUGGGACAGGAACCAUCGGACUCAUUACUACUACAAUUGGCCUAUUUACUUUCCAUAAGUACCUUCUACAAUUGGCCUAUUUACUUUCCAUAAGUACCUUCUGUUUUUCAUUUCUUGCUGAUACUGAUAUAUCUUUUUUUUAAGUCGCAAACCUUGAUAAACUUGACGCCUGCCCAUGUUUUAUUUAAUACAGGGAUGCUUUCUUACAUUCACUUUUAAUCAUUACUCGUUAAGAUAAAAAUCAAUUGAGUGAUUAAUUAUAUUUAA